This is a messenger RNA of Schistocerca serialis cubense, 760 nucleotides long. RefSeq lists its product as uncharacterized. The record is from RefSeq and is a predicted model, not a curated record. The annotation marks the transcript as partial. The transcript has a single exon. NCBI's taxonomy places the organism in Eukaryota, Metazoa, Arthropoda, Insecta, Orthoptera, Acrididae.
GGAGGCACCAAUCACGGACAUCGAACGCCCUAGUGAUAGUGAAAUAUUGCCCCCGGAGCCUGGUUUGCCUGUUGCCGACUUUCCACCCUUUCCUUCAAAACCGGUUACAGAUACGCCUGCUUCCAAAUCUGACGUGCAGCUGCUGAGCCACAAACGGCGAAGAACGUGUGAUGCUGAUAGUCCGGACGAGGAUCUCCAGGAAUUAGAACACGACGUCCCAAAAGAGAUGCCGGUUACGGUUACUGACUCUAGUUUUCCUGAACCGUCGCACGCAGCUGUCGACGCUGCGGCUAUUGACGUCAUUCCGAGUGACGUGCAGGCAGCUUUGGCACCACAACAGCCGAGCACGCCGCCUGAAGUCGCGACGUCACCACAGGCCGAAUCACAACAAGCGCGUGCUUCCGAUAAGCAUAACAAGGGAGGCAGUCCUUGUGUACAAACUGAAGGAAGUCAACGUCCGUCUACAAACAAACACGAAGUUCGUGCUAGUGACAACAAACAAACUUGUCCACCUUCUGAGUCAGUUCUUUCUGCGGAUCAGAUGGCUGAGGCGUCACAUCCCAUUAUGGAUUGCGAAGUCACUCAGGAUCCUCCCACACCUCCGUCUGCCGAUGUGUUCCCUAGCAGGGCACGUAGUAGGACCAAAGUUCAACCGAACGUCAACGCCGUACGGAAGAAAAACAAACCCAACGACACACAAGUGCCUGUUCGUGAUCCUCCUGACAAUGCAGCCCAUUCCGAAGUUUCUGUGACAUUGUAA